AUGUUUACUCACGCCUCGGGUUCAAACUACUAUUUUCCGCCCUACUCAGAUUUCUCGGACACCCAAGGUCAACUUCCCCCUCCACCUCAGUCACAACCAAUCAGCAUUGAGGUCACUAAUGAUGUUGUCUCGAUGGCAGAUAGUCUUCCAGUUCUCUCAUCGCAACCCCAAAAUCUCGAUGAAGCAAUAGCGGAUGACGUGAAUGAAGGGUCACGUUAUUAUGUCACGAUGUAUAACAACACGGCAUUAGCGACAUCAGAUUCUCAACAUAGAUCAUCUGAUUACUCAAACUAUGUUCAGUAUGAAUCCUCCCCUUUACCAACCUACGUGUGGCCUCAAACAUCGGAAAAUACAACUUGGGAAGGAGUUUCUACAGACUAUGUCUAUGCAGAUGCGAGAUAUCCAGAACAACAGCAAUCGAUUUCUACUCCAAGGGUCUUUGAGGCUGUUGACCUUCAGCCGCAAGCGCAAAGCCAGCAUCAAUACGAUCAUCAUCAUCAUCAUGCCCAACAGCAAGGUCAAAGUACGUUUCCGGAAGGAAUUUCGAUUUCUGGAGCCCCUAUAGAAGCCCGACCUAUUCCGAUUGUGUGUGGAGGUUUUGCACAGCCGAAAAUUGCCGAAUAUCAGUUGGAUGGUAGUAUGAAACCACCGUUCUCAUAUAUCACUCUCAUUGUCUCCGCUAUGAUGUCAAAUAAGGAGAAGAGAGCAACCUUGAGUGAGAUAUAUGCUUGGAUAAUGAACCAUUUCGCCUAUUACAGAAAGAAUACCAAGCGGUAA
This is a messenger RNA of Rodentolepis nana, 777 nucleotides long. NCBI's taxonomy places the organism in Eukaryota, Metazoa, Platyhelminthes, Cestoda, Cyclophyllidea, Hymenolepididae. The record is from the annotation of a GenBank genome assembly.